AACAAAGGCAAUUUUGGAUCUACUUCAUCGUGCUCAACGGCCACUUCCCUCAAACCGCCCCCGCCCCGGCCAUGAGAAUACGCAAAAACGUUAAAAUCGCUCAGCUUCUCAAUGCGACGUCGUCUCUGAGGCCCUGCCCCCUCCUCCAACCUCAUAUCUGCCAGCUCAAUCAGUCGCCUUGGGACGUCAUCACCUUCUCUCCACCGUCGUCUCCUCCACCGCCGUUACAGUUGAUUGGGAGCAGUGAUGUUCGUGCUGGAAAUGGAAGCUCCGAGCACUGCGCUUCCGUUUCUGAGAGGAAUCUUAGUGAUACGGCGGCGCCACCGCCGCCAGAGGAGAAGGAAGCUAUCCUGUGCUGCAAAACCGACGGGAAGAGCUGGCAUUGCCGGAGGGAAACCGCCAAGGGAAAUUCCCUAUGCGAGCACCACUUAUCAAUGUCUAGAAACUACAGCAGCCCGGCCGCAACUAAAAAGUCUGCAAGGCCGAAGAGAGCUCCGGCCGCCGCGUCGUCAUCCAAUCCGUAUGAAUUUUACUACUAUUCGGGGUUCGGGCCGCGGUGGGGCAAGCGGAGAGGCGAAGAAACUCGUAAUGCUGAAACGGAGGAAGCAGCGAUCUCCUACACCGGCGACGAAGAGUUGGAUUUCUUCGCGGAUUACGAGGAUGAAGACGAGGAUGAGGAGGAGGAGGAGGAGGAGCAAAGGGAUAAUGGGAAGAAGAAAAGGGUGAGAAAGCCGAUCAAGGCUAGAUCGCUCAAAUCGCUAUUGUGAGGAUUAUGUUAUUUGUAAAAAAUGUAUGGUAACUAUUUAUGCAUUUCUAGUCGUCGUCGUGUCGUUUUCUUACUAUUUUCCCGAUUUCUUUUAUAAUAAUA
Messenger RNA from Salvia splendens (bonfire salvia), 868 nucleotides. RefSeq lists its product as uncharacterized. The transcript is spliced from 3 exons. The coding region runs from base 72 to 767 and encodes 231 amino acids. NCBI's taxonomy places the organism in Eukaryota, Viridiplantae, Streptophyta, Magnoliopsida, Lamiales, Lamiaceae. The record is from RefSeq and is a predicted model, not a curated record.